Lentinula edodes (shiitake mushroom) is the source of this 1116-nucleotide messenger RNA. RefSeq lists its product as uncharacterized. Bases 299 to 883 code for a protein of 194 amino acids. The transcript has 5 exons. Lineage: Eukaryota; Fungi; Basidiomycota; Agaricomycetes; Agaricales; Omphalotaceae. The record is from RefSeq and is a predicted model, not a curated record.
UGCCGCUUGUUUUCCACCACUGUCCACACCGACCACAACCAUCCGGAGGCUUUCUUAUUUCAUCUUAAUGCGAAAAUCCCGUAUGUCUGCAGACGAAUUUGACCAGCGAUAAAGUAUGCGUUUGACGGAAUCCAAGCCGUAGAGUGGGAUUCGCGGUUAAUGGUUCACCGGAAGGAAGAACGUCGACGAUUAUUAGGUGCUUACCUAGUUUUUUCAGCUCAACACAAUGGUUAAGCAGAAGACUAGAAGGCUUCAAUAGCCACAUACUUAGUCCAAAUAGCAAUGCCGAGGAAACUAUAUGUCAUACAUAACACUUAUCAAAUGUAGGCCAAGACACACUCUUGGCACUUGGAAAAAGGCCCAGCCUGUCUUGGCUGCCUUGUGUUGGCUAACAUAUAAUAACUGCGGAUAUUUUGCUGUUCCUCCAAACUCCACCUCUACGAUGUCCGAUUCAAGUCAUGCUCAAGGAACGUCUACAACUAACAACGACAGCAAUCUGGGUAUUUCUUGGGAGAUUGGAGUGAUAAUUGGCAUAAUUGUCAUUUUCCUCUCUGUAAUCGCUGCUGCAAUCUUUCAACGCCGCCGGCGACGUCUUGCUUCGAACAUGGCUCUCGAUCUUGAGAAAACUCAGCAUCGUCGUAGUUCCACAAACAACAUUUCUUCAACGCGGCCCUAUUCAUCGUCAUCUACAACUUUAAAGGAAACGAAGGAAUUGACUAAUAUAGCGGUCGAGGUUCCGAGUUUCACAAGUACUACGAUACCCAAGCCCUCACCUUCAGCAUCCUCCGCGAUAUUGAGCUCCAAGGGAUUCCCACGAGCCGAAUACUUUCCUGAACAUCCGUCACAAAAACCGCCCAAUUACUAUUGGCAUUACCGAUCAUAGUUUACACUCUAUUCUUACCACUUCCAAGUCGAACACUGUAUUUCUAUAUAAUCACACUGUGUAUUCCGUUUUCCCCUCCAGCAUUCUCGUAUCAUGAGUUUUUGGAUUCACUAUGUAAAUAAGUAAUGUCGUGCUGAAUAAAACUUCGAAUGUAUCCUUUGUAAAUUUUUAUCAACCCAAAGGUGACGCGAACAGACGCAAACCCAGAGCAGACGUUGUGCAGUGAACGCCAA